AUGGGUAGCAGUUUUUUCGGAGAACCAAACAUGGAGAGGGGAGGUGGUUCGUCGUCUUCGAGGAAAGGCAAGAAGGACAAGCAGCCUAAGCAACCCCAGAGAGGGCUGGGUGUUGCUCAAUUGGAGAAGAUCAGAUUACAUGGACAAGUGGCUUCUUCUGCCUACCAGCAGCUCCCUCUUUACCCUGCAAAUUUCAACCAGGAAGAUAAUAUGAGAGUGCAAGCAAGCUAUUCAUCAAUGGCAUCAUCGUCAUCUUUUGCAUAUUCAUCAACUUCCGCAGCAGCUUCUUAUGGUUUCCAGUACGCAAACAUGAUGAUGGGACUUGGCGAGUAUGAUCAAAGAGCAAACUUCAGAUAUGGUGAUUCCCAACCUAGUACUACAGCAAGUUGGAACUCCAGCAGUGGCAUCCUGGAGAGCCAACAUUUUGCACAACAAAACAUGACCAGACAACUUUUAAACCCACAUGCUGAGGAUUCAUAUUCGAGGAGCAAGUCAUUGGGGAAGAGCAAUAAAAAUUCCGAAUCAAGUGACACACAAGACCUGGAUUUGGAGCUCAGACUGUCAUUGUAAUCAGUAAUUUUCUUCUACCAACUUGAUUGAAAAGUGUAUGCUUGUCCUAGAAAUUGUAAGUUCAAGCUAAGAGGCUUGAGUC
This is a messenger RNA of Hibiscus syriacus, 652 nucleotides long. RefSeq names its product protein SPEAR3-like. NCBI's taxonomy places the organism in Eukaryota, Viridiplantae, Streptophyta, Magnoliopsida, Malvales, Malvaceae. The coding region runs from base 1 to 570 and encodes 189 amino acids. Gene Ontology annotation, molecular function: DNA-binding transcription factor activity. The record is from RefSeq and is a predicted model, not a curated record. The transcript is spliced from 5 exons.